AUGUCCAAUGCUUUAUAUAGUUUCAAACUUGUUGAUAAAUUGGGUCCAGGAACAAUACAAACCGUGAAAGGACAAUCAGCAUUACAUGGUGCGUUUUUAUGGUGUCAAAUUGAUGUUGUAGUUGAAUUGAAACAAAAUUGGCGAGCAAGAGAUGAUGCAGCAUUUGUCGAGAUGUUAAAUCGUAUACGGUUGGGCAAAGUUCGCAAAAUUGCGAUAGACAAACAUAAUGCAAGUGACUAUGAUGUGUUGAAAACACGUUUGCUCCCUGAGAUUCAAGGCAGAUCAAAGGACGAAUUUGAGAGCUUCAAGGACGCACCCAUAAUUGUGACACGGAAAUAUCUAAGAGAUGCUAUUAAUCAAUCCAAGGCCUGUGCUUUUGCGACUCAAACAGGUCAAGAACAUCAUGUAUACCAUGCUAAAGAUAGAAUUAGCGGAAACUCACUAGCCAUAGAUCAACAAGAGCGGCUGUGGAAAAUGGACACAACACAUACCAACGAUUCACCCGGUAUAUUGCCCCUUAUUUCUGGAAUGCCAAUCAUGGUCACCGAAAAUGCUGCAACGAGCUGCAAAAUUGUCAAUGGAAGUCGAGGGAUACUGAAAUCUAUUGUAUAUGAAAUAGAUGAAGCUAGCAAUCGUUUUCCAGUCUAUGCACUUGUUGAAAUAAAAGAGAGUACCUUACAUGUCGCAGGUUUGGAUGAUGGCAUAAUUCCAAUUUUUCCAAUAACGAGCAGUUUCACUUUCUGUAUGGGCGAAAAAACAGUGAUCAUCCGUCGCACUCAAUUGCCCAUCUUACCUGGCUGGGCAUUCACAGAUUACAAAGUCCAAGGAAGUGAAUUAUCGAAAGUCAUUGUUGACUUGACAAAUGCGAGGACUUUGCAGAGCAUUUAUGUCAUGCUCUCGUGCGCUUCAAAAUUGAGAAAUGUCGCGAUAUUACGGUGGUUUUCUUCUCGCACAUUACAUGCAGAUUUACAAGGAGAUGCACGAAAUGAACUACAACAAUUAGUGAACAUAGCAACCUCGACGCGGACCAAGUACUUACAAGAACAUACUAGCGGAAUGAGUCCAACAUUGAUGCCAGUUUCUUAG
This is a messenger RNA of Suillus plorans, 1086 nucleotides long. RefSeq lists its product as uncharacterized. The coding region runs from base 1 to 1086 and encodes 361 amino acids. NCBI's taxonomy places the organism in Eukaryota, Fungi, Basidiomycota, Agaricomycetes, Boletales, Suillaceae. The record is from RefSeq and is a predicted model, not a curated record. The transcript has a single exon.